AUUGCAGGGCUCUGCAGGCAUCAGACACGUACCGCAGGAGACAUGGCUACCCCAUCUAGCAGUCUGCCUAGUGGAUGUGGGGUAUUCACAACAGUGCCUGAUGUCUUCUUUCUUCCAGAAUUUGUGUUUGGGGGUCUGGUAUGGAUCCUGGUGGCCUCUACCAAAGUGUAUCUGGAAAAUCCUCAAGGAUGGGUGAUGUUUGUGUCCGUCUUCUGCUUUGUCGUCACAACUCUCUGGUUCUUCCUCUUCAUCAGCGGGGUUAAUCAGAGGAGCACUGUGUGGUCAACACUGGAUGUGGCCUAUCAUGCCCUUGCUGCAUUCUUUUACCUGAGUGCCUCUGUUGCGCUAGCCAAUGUUACCAUCAGGCUGCAAAAUGACUCUUUAAACUUCAAAUCCUACCAGGAGGACAUUGCUGCAGUGGUAAUGUCCUACAUCGCUACACUGUUUUAUGUUCUUCACGCCGUGUUCUCAGCCAUAAGAUGGAAAUCCUCUUAAGGCCUUGGACAUCUGCUCUUCUGCACUGCUGUAGAAGAUAACUGUUUCUGCGGCUGGAGUACUCUGGAAAAAUACUUGAACAUCUUGUACAUUUAAUGCCCCCUGCCCCUGCUUUCCCUAGCUUUAUACAGUAUCUUCUUUAUGUUUCUACGUUCAAGUAAUAUGAAAUAUUCCCAGCAGGAAUUUUGUAAUAUUAUAUAUCUAUAUUGGAGAGUUUAUCUUUACCACCAUUUUAAGCUACUGUGCUGUAUAUAUGUGAGUAUUUUCCAAAAAAACUAAUUUUACUUUUGAUGUUAUCAGUUGUGUCACAAUUGUUCAAUCUUUUUACUGUGCAUAUAAUAAAUUAGGUUGCAGUAUUAUUAAACUGGAUUCCUCCAGUCUUCUUGAG
Messenger RNA from Lepisosteus oculatus (spotted gar), 883 nucleotides. Its product is annotated as myelin and lymphocyte protein-like. Gene Ontology annotation, cellular component: membrane. The record is from RefSeq and is a predicted model, not a curated record. Lineage: Eukaryota; Metazoa; Chordata; Actinopteri; Semionotiformes; Lepisosteidae. Gene Ontology annotation, molecular function: structural constituent of myelin sheath. Gene Ontology annotation, biological process: myelination.